Molecule: messenger RNA, 3869 nt
Organism: Cuculus canorus (common cuckoo)
Lineage: Eukaryota; Metazoa; Chordata; Aves; Cuculiformes; Cuculidae
Gene: OXSM
Product: 3-oxoacyl-ACP synthase, mitochondrial
Exons: 3
Coding region: 154-1539 (461 amino acids)
Biological process (GO): fatty acid biosynthetic process
Molecular function (GO): 3-oxoacyl-[acyl-carrier-protein] synthase activity
Source: RefSeq, a predicted model, not a curated record
GCCCUUUCCAGCCCCCAGGCCUACCUAUCCCUGCACCAGCCGCCUCCCCAUCGCGCGGCCCGCGCAGUCCACCGCCGAGUUCCCGAUCCGCACGCAUGACUCCUAACCAAUCGUGGUAUCGGAGGAAUGUGCUUAAAGUGAUUGAUUUCCACCAUGUUCUCACAGUGCCUGUGGGAUCUAUUAAAGACUGCAAAUCUCCGUCUCCAGAGUCUGAAUUUAAAUCUGUGUUUACAAAACCACAGAAGAGCUUCCAGCAAGUCACUGCCUACACAUCGAAGGAAAGUAGUUGUUACAGGUAUUGGCUUAGUGUCCCCUCUUGGCGUGGGGACUCAGUUUGUGUGGAAGCGCCUUCUCCAAGGAGACAGUGGAAUUACAUCGCUAGACGGGGAAGAAUAUGCAGGCAUCCCAUGUAAAGUGGCUGCUUGCGUGCCAAGGGGAAACAAGGAAGGCCAGUUCAGUGAAGAAAGCUUUGUGUCGAAGUCAGAGAUCAAAUCCAUGAGUUCUGCUACUGUCAUGGCCAUCGGUGCAGCAGAGCUAGCAAUGAAGGACUCUGGCUGGUGUCCUCAGUCUGAACAGGAUCGCUUAAGUGCCGGUGUGGCAAUUGGGAUGGGAAUGGUUCCGCUUGAAGAGAUUUCUGAUACAGCCACUUUAUUUAAAACAAAGGGUUAUAACAGGGUCAGCCCGUUCUUUGUCCCAAAGAUUUUAGUCAAUAUGGCAGCAGGCCAGAUCAGCAUUAAAUACCAACUGAAAGGGCCAAAUCAUGCUGUGUCAACUGCUUGUACGACGGGUGCGCAUGCUAUUGGAGACUCCUUUAGGUUUAUUGUCACCGGUGAUGCUGAUGUCAUGUUGGCUGGAGGGACUGAGGCUUGCAUUAGUCCUUUGUCCUUGGCUGGAUUCGCAAGAGCUCGGGCCCUCAGCACGAGUUUUAACUCAAGCCCUAAAAUGGCCUGUCGACCAUUUGAUUCACAGAGAGAAGGGUUUGUAAUGGGAGAGGGUGCUGCUGUGCUGGUCUUGGAAGAGUAUGAACAUGCCGUACAAAGAGGUGCUAGGAUCUAUGCGGAAGUCUUAGGUUAUGGACUGUCUGGUGACGCUUGCCACAUAACAGCACCUAAUCCAGAGGGAGAUGGUGCAUUCAGGUGUAUGUCUGCAGCAAUAAAAGAUUCUGGAGUCAAACUUGAAGACAUAACAUAUGUCAAUGCACAUGCAACUUCUACACCUCUAGGAGAUGCUGCUGAGAAUCAAGCAAUCAAGAGACUUUUUAAAGAUCACUCACGUAAUAUUGCAGUUUCCUCAACAAAAGGAGCAACGGGACAUCUCUUGGGGGCUGCAGGAGCUAUUGAAGCAGCUUUUACUGUCCUGUCCUGUUACCAUGGAAUUUUGCCACCUACUCUAAACUUACAGAAAACAGAGGCAGAGUUUGAUCUCAAUUAUGUUCCGUUAAAAGCUCAGGAGUGGAAAAGUGAAAAACGGCGUAUAGCACUCACAAAUUCAUUUGGCUUUGGAGGUACUAAUGCAACUUUGUGCUUUGGAAGUGUUUAACUGACGCUGUACAUGUUGUGGAAAGAUGACACUGAUAAUGAUUUUCUGUACUGCCACCCUUGGUGUGUACCUGUGAUCUUUUCUCAGCGUCAAGAAUUGUUCAUUUGAUACAUAAAAACUUUAUUCACCCUAACAUUCACACCAGCAAUUCUUUCAGAAAGAGGGAACUUCAUUUACUUAUUUUAAAUAAAAAUAAAUAAAAGGCCUGUUCUUUGUGCGGUAAAGACGUUUUUGACUAGAUGAGGAGACAUUGAUAGUUCUGUGUUUUUACUUCAUUAGAAUAGAUUUUUCAUCUGGAUGUGACACAGAAAUUGCUCAGAAACAUUUAUGCUAAAGGGGCUGGCUAACAAGCUUGGACUCUACAGUUGUGACUUGAUGACUUACUGCAUGAUGAUACAAGAUUUAUGACUAAGCUUCCCCUUGUUACCUGUUCUAUUUGUGUUUCUUUUUACUCAUCAUAAGUUAUUUCAAAUAUUGUAAACCAAUGCACAUUCUCCAACACAGAUGACAUUCAGGAAACAAUAAUAUUAGAGAUCAUAAGAUUUCUGACAGUGGUUCAUUUUCUUCUCAGCGUUAUUCAUUGCCAUCUGUUGUGUUACCUCAUUAGCCUAUGGAAUGAUAACAGCGAAGAAUGCAUACAGCAUGGCCUAUAUAUCCUCCAGGUGGCACAGGGAUACAAUUAUUAGGUCAUAUCCUGUUUUGUUUAGAAAUUUUGGACAGAAAUAGCAAGGUGGUAUUCAACUGUGGUAUUGAGGAUUUAAAAAAUAGUUACACAGAAAGGAAAAAGACUCCUGAAACCCCUGGUUGCUUGGCCAAAAUGGAAAAAUAAAACUAGCCAAACUUGGAAAAAUAAAGAAUAUUUAGCAAAAAAAGAAAAAAGAAAGGCCAAUGCAAGAAAUAAAUCUGAGUCUUGUGUUGAGGAUGAGAAAGGGGAAGAAAGAGAACAGGAAAACGAAAUUAUGCCUAAAGCUGACAUAUUGAUAGUGGUUUAGAUUGUCUCUUGCAAAGAACAUGUAAAGGCUGUCCCUUUUGGCACCAGUCAGCUAAGUAGUGCCUUGAUCGAUAGUGCAGAUGUGCGUUAAGUCAGAUAUGCUUAUUUGUGGGUUAGUUUUAAAAGACUUUUUACUAGUUUUCUUUUUGAAAAUGUCAGUCUUAGCCUUUGACUAAUUUAGAUGAAGACAAAGUAAGGAUGUAUAAAGUGGCUAUACCAUAAGUAAAUUUCAUUCUGGAAAGAGAUUACUGAUGGGCUAUGGUGAGGCUUAGCAGUACUCUAAGACCUCAUUAUUUAUACAAAUGAUCUGAAUGGUGAUAUGGAACAGCAUAAUUUUUGCAUUUACUUUCUUUACUAAAUAGAAAGUUAAAGAGAAUAAUGAGGAAAACGCAGUUGGAGAAUGAUUAAGACUCUUUCAGAAGAUGAGCUCAUACAGAACAAUGCAGUCCAAAAUAGAUUAAUGAAUAAUAAGCCUGAAAGUAAAAUAAUAUAUUACCAAAGGGAAAAUAUGAAAGCAUGCCAAGUAGAGAGAGUAUGGGAAUUCGCUGUUGGAAAAAUACCUACAAACCCCUUAGCUUGUGGUAAUUAAUAGUAGCAGUGCAAUGAAUGAGGAUCUGGCUUGCAUGCAAUAUAAAAUGCAGAAUAUAAAAUUCAACAUUACUCUCUGCAAAUUAUAUGCAAAAAGGAAUUGAUAUAAAGAAUUCAGCCUCAAGGAGAGAGCUAUCAGCAGAACUGUGAAUUUGAAAGAAAUCAUCCAAUGGAUUUCUUCUGAAGAUAAUACAUUUUCAGGCAGUUGUAAUUCAGGGUGGAAUUACACUGGAUAGGAAGACUGGAUAGUGCUGCAUUAUUGUGGACCUGAAGUAUAGUCUAACUAAACUCACCCCAUUUUGUUGCAAGGCUGCAGACCUGUAAUUAAUACUGUGACAGGCAGAUAUAUUUCUCUUUCCUUCUGAUAGCAGAGAUCAUGGCCCCAGGACUGUUUGAUGCAGACUCUUGUGUACCAACCAUAACAAGACAGAUUAUACUGUCACACAGAAAAAUAAAACAGCUACUGAAAUGAACAAAAGAUCCUUCUCCUCACUUCAGCUCAUUCCAAUUUAAUCAUCUGCUGUAGGUAACCUUUAAACCAUGAAAGGUUUGUGACAAUAGUCAUUUUCGGUGUUUUGAUUAUGGGUAGUUUUAACAGGCCUAGAUACAGAAGUAAAUAGCGUGCCCUGUAGAAAAUGAAGGGUUUUUAAGAAGCAAAUAGAACCAAAGUUUAACCCCUGUCUUCGAAUUUUGUCUCUGUAGGUUUCAUUUUUAUGUACUUGUUUGGAGUUGUCUCUUUUUAUCGCAUACC